This is a messenger RNA of Trichosurus vulpecula (common brushtail), 754 nucleotides long. RefSeq names its product proline rich membrane anchor 1 (gene PRIMA1). Lineage: Eukaryota; Metazoa; Chordata; Mammalia; Diprotodontia; Phalangeridae. The transcript is spliced from 4 exons. The record is from RefSeq and is a predicted model, not a curated record. Bases 1 to 477 code for a protein of 158 amino acids.
AUGAUGAUCUGGGACUGGAUGCUUCGCCCUCGCUGCUGCUGGCCCUCGCUGCUGCUGCACUGUGCGCUGCACCCUCUCUGGGGUUUCAUUCAGAUCACUCACGGUGAACUCCAGAAGUCAUGUUCUAAGACCGUUGCAGAAAAAGGUACCGAUAGCUGCCAGGAGAUCUGUCAGUGUAGACGGCCUCCUCCACUACCACCUCCUCCACCUCCUCCUCCACCUCCCAGACUGCUCUCCCUCACACCUCCCAACUCUACCUCGUGUCCUGCUGAAGAACCCUGGUGGUCAGGCUUGGUCAUCAUCAUCGCAGUAUGCUGUGCCACACUCGUGUUUCUGGUUGUCAUUGUCAUCAUAUGUUACAAAGCCAUAAAGAGGAAACCACUAAGAAAAGAAGAGAAUGGAACCAGUGGAACUGAAUAUGCAAUGACCUCCUCUCAGAACAACAAAACAGUGGAUGUAAAUAAUGCGGUUGUGUAAUCCCUGCUGACUCCCAGACAGCCUGGCUGGAGUGAGGUCUCAUCGAAGCACACAGGGGUACAGGAAGAAGGGAGGGAGCAAAGACACAGCAGGUGACAGCUUGGUGGGCCCAGGACUUAAUUUCCCUAUUCUUGCACACCUCAAGCAUUCAAAGAGAGAAACCCGACUGCUUUUCAAGACUUUGCCGAGCAUCUGAUGAAAAGGAUUUUGCCUGCCAGCCAGAGGCAGCUCAGAGAGGAGAAUAUAGAGUUAGAAAGAACCCUAGAGAUCCUCUAGU